GGCAGCGGCGGCAGUAGCCGCCGCCGCCGCAGAAGCCGAUGGGGCAGAGGGCUUGUAUUGAUCGCCCUGCAGGCACACAGCAGUCGCAGACCAUGACGAUCUUAUCCACAGGAUAUGUGCCAAGUGCUACACUCGCUGCGUACCUGCCAGUCCGUGUUCGUCGCGGUGUUGCAGUCGCUCCUAGUGCCAUUGACCUGGAUGAGGUGCUGUAUGGUCAUGCGGUUGACAUAGUGCUGCCCCUGCCCGAUGGGUGUCUGCUGCUCGCACAUCAGGUCCAUGAUGCGCUGGUAGUACAUCUCUUCCGUCUCCUCGCCCACAGAGCGCAGAUGUGGAUACCUCGCAACCUGGUCGGGGUCAUCGACGUGCAGCUGCUUCCGCCACUCGCGCUUCUGCAGAGAAGAGAAAGUGCGGAUGGCAGAAGUUUGGCGCGUGUGUCACUUGCCUCACCGAUAGGUUGUCCCAUAUGGGCAGCUUGACGAGCUCCCAGCCUUUCUUCUUCUGCUUGACCCGAACCAUGCCCCAGCACUCGAGAGUCCAAGGCCAAUCCGGCAGGAGUCCUGCGGCGAUGUACUUCUCGACGGGCCCAGCGAUGUUCUUCAUCACCUGUGCCGACUUCAUGAUGACACCGCCGAACUGCCACAGCAGCUUCAACGCAAGCCAUGCCACAGCCCCCAACACUGCAGCACGCAUUCACAGACAUCCGAAUCCUGCUUGAAGCCCGCAGGCAAGUACGUCGGCUAUAUACUUACGUGCGGGGGUGAGUGGGUGCCGAUGGCCGGAUGAUUGUGUGGGCGGGACUGACGCGUCGCCCGUGUGGUCGGGCUCCUCCUCUGCAGGCUCGCUAUCGUCGUCAACCUCAUCCUCAUCCUCAUCGCUAUCGUCAUCAUCCUCAUCCUCAACUAAGAAACCCUGCAAGAAAAGUGAGACUUGUGUUUAUAUCAACCGGUUCGGCUAUCAUGGCUACCUUGCGGUGAUUUGCGUGGCCAUGGUAGUGCCCCCUCCCUCCUACGCGACGUCCGCCAGCGCCCGCCCUCCCCCCCAUGACACUCCCACGUGUCUCCACGCUGUCGCCUCGAUGGCGCUGUCCUGACCGCUUGACACUCUUGCCCAUCUGCAAAGAACACAUCCAUUCACACAUCCAUCCCUCCAUCCCUGUGCUGUGAUCCAUUCAAUCGGUGAUGAGAGCAUGGAGGGUGUGUGUGUGUAUGGCUGUGUGCGUCUCCCACCCGCAGGAAGUCUUCAAAGCUUGGCUUGGGGCCAUUGAGGUCCUCAUCCAGGGUGCGUGCAUGUAUCUCAUCGUCAUAAUACUACAAAGGCAGUCAAAGUCGACAGACAUGGGUAACGGCUGAUGUCAGUAGUGGGAGAUUCGGAGGACCCACCGGAUCGUAUGUUCCCGCAGAAGCAGCAGCAGCAGCAGCCGCAGGUGGUGGGGGUGGGUGCGGAGAGCUGGAAACAAACGGCCAGAAAUCCAUCAUGGGUAAAUGUGAGUGUGUGAGGGGAGAGGGGGCCAUUUGUGCAGGUCAAUUACCUCGUUGUGGUUGUAGCUGCGUGAGAACGCGUCCUGCCGCCUUGCGUGUGCAGAGUCACCCACCGACGACCCCUUGCCAACGCCACUCCUGCCAUACAGACCUGCAGCACCGGCCUGCUGAACAGCAAACAAAGAACAACACGGCCAACACGGCCAUCCGUCAUGAACCAAUGCAUUGGCCGAUCAUGCCAUUGUGUCAGGUGCGACCUUUACCUGCUGCUCGUAGUAUGUGUGUGUGUAUGGAGGUGGAAAGGCACCCCAAUACGGACGUCCGCGACCAU
Molecule: messenger RNA, 1809 nt
Organism: Vitrella brassicaformis
Lineage: Eukaryota; Vitrellaceae
Source: the annotation of a GenBank genome assembly